Trichomonas vaginalis G3 is the source of this 1088-nucleotide messenger RNA. RefSeq lists its product as uncharacterized. The record is from RefSeq and is a predicted model, not a curated record. The transcript has a single exon. Lineage: Eukaryota; Parabasalia; Trichomonadida; Trichomonadidae. The annotation marks the transcript as partial.
AUGCCUAAAACCUUAUCAGAUCUCAUCGGACCAAUUGGCAAACAAGAUAGGUUUCAGUCAUUUCAUACAUUACUCUAUUCCAUUGGGGAUAAAAUGAAAACUUUAAAUGUUUUAAUAUUUAUAGGUCAUCUCCUCUUUGGACUACAGUUGAAUUUCAUGUACUUGUUCAACUCAUCGAAGCUCAGCUGGAAAUCUAACAAAGUUCACGAUACAGUCCUUUAUAUCUUAAAUUGUGUAUUUUGUUUUACUCCUGGCAUAACUACGACAACUCAUUUAGAUUAUUUGGUCAUAUCUCUUCUAGUAUUCGUUGUUACUUACUUAAUUAUCAUUUCAACUUUAUUUAUAUUUUUGAAAUAUUCAACAGAUUAUCAACUGGAUAACGUAUAUCCACUCGGCAUUUGCAUCGUAGGACUCCAUGUAUUAUUAGUUCCCGCGUGUUACUCAGGUGUUACGUAUGCAUUUUCAAAUGAAUUCACAAGUCAUUACGGGAUGUUCAUUCUAUCGAUAUUUGUCAUCCUUUGCUCAUACGUGUCAACAUAUAUCGAGUAUUUCGUACAAUACGGCAUCCCAAAAAAAGAUUCAAUUUAUAAUUCGAAAACGAUCAUUUUUCGGUUUUCCUAUUCAAUAAUUUUACUCACAAUUCCGAUCUUUAACUUCUAUAUUACGAAUAGAAUCGCAAUUUUAGUGAUUAAUCUUAUUAUGCUUAUAUUGUCAAUUGUUUACAUAACUCAACAGUUCAGACUAUCAUCUCCGAGGAUGUUGAUGAGUUAUACACUGUCCUGCAUCGUUUUCAGCCUCCUCAAUUUGAUAAUUUUGAUUUUUGAUUUGGAUGGAGAGACGUACGUCUCAAUUUACAUCAUCGCGUUCAAUAUCGGGUUCCUCCUGAGCCUGCUGAUAUCGUAUUUCACCAAGGAAUACAAUUUACUCCCUUUUAGAGAAGUUAUUCAAACUCAUGAUUUCUCGAAAUUCGACAAACACUCGAUGUUUACACUCGAGAACAUCAUGACAGCGGCGAGUUCGCAAAUAGACAUCCCAAACGAGAUCCUAGAUUACUUGGCGUUGAGAAAUCCUUCAUCUUUCGUAUUUAA